Engraulis encrasicolus (European anchovy) is the source of this 2242-nucleotide messenger RNA. It is a transcript of the gene ddx59, whose product is annotated as DEAD (Asp-Glu-Ala-Asp) box polypeptide 59. Gene Ontology annotation, cellular component: cytosol. The record is from RefSeq and is a predicted model, not a curated record. Gene Ontology annotation, molecular function: RNA helicase activity; ATP binding; nucleic acid binding. The transcript has 7 exons. Lineage: Eukaryota; Metazoa; Chordata; Actinopteri; Clupeiformes; Engraulidae. Gene Ontology annotation, biological process: ribosomal large subunit assembly. Bases 243 to 2153 code for a protein of 636 amino acids.
AGAAUGCAACUGUGACAUGACGCAUAUUGCUCGCGACCGUGUAGAGCCAAGAAGAGCCACGAAGAUCAAAAUUACAGAACAACUGACGUUAGGAAUGUGCCAUGUGAUGUGAUUUACAUGAUUGAAACUACUUUAAUGUGUGUCUGCUUCUAUUCAGGUAUUGAUAUUGUGCCGCUUUUGUUUGGGUGCGCCGUUAUGCCUAGUAUCAUCAUCUGAUAAGAGACUAGCCCAUCAUCUGAAAGAUGUUUGUGCCAAGAGCACUGAAGGUAAAGAAACCCCUCGAGAAUCCGCCUGUGCAGAAGAAGUGCAAAAUAACUGUAAAAGAACACGACGUGACACCAAUGCCUAGUUGUUCCGCUACAGAAACCCCAGAAGAUGUAGCCGAAACAUGUCAACAACAGCCUGGAGACCUAGCGCCCUCAGAAAACAGCUCAACAGACAACCAUGCUGAAACUGAGAGCCCUCCUCCAAACAACCCAGACCAAGCCGAGGAACCAGCCGCAGAAAGCAGCGACGACGAGGAACCUGUCAAGGCCUUCAAAAAGAACCAGAGGUGGCCUGAGCCAGGGGAGCCUGUUUGUGUCAUGUGUGGACGAUAUGGGGAGUACAUCUGCGACAGCACCGACAAUGACGUCUGCAGCCUGGAGUGCAAAGGCAGCCACCUGUCCAGCAUGGGCAAGGGCUUGGUGGCGGAGAUCCUGAGUCGCAGUAAGCCAAAGGAGGAGAAGACAGCGUGCUCCUCUUCUGGCACUGCAGAGGAGGAACACCACGACCAGAACUAUUGUUACAAGGAGGACGAGUUCAUAUCUUCCCUGACAGAGGAGCAAGUGCAGCGUGUCAAACGAGAGCUUGGUAUUGUGACAGCUGGUCAGGCUGUAGCGAGGCCCAUCAUAGAGUUUGCGCAUUGCCAGUUCCCGCCGGUGCUGAGCUCCAACCUGAACAAGGCCGGUUACGAGGCGCCCACCCCCGUGCAGAUGCAGAUGCUCCCAGUGGCCCUUGGGGGCAGGGACGUGCUGGCCAGUGCAGACACAGGAUCAGGGAAGACUGUGGCAUUCCUUCUGCCACUGGUGGUCCGGGCCCUAGAGAAGCGCACCAGUCGAGCUCCAUCGAGCCCGGCGGGCCUGAUCCUGACGCCGACGCGAGAGCUGGCCAUCCAGAUAGAGAGGCAGGCCCAGGAACUGGUGAGGGGGCUGCCCAACAUGCGCACCGCCCUAGUGGUGGGAGGAAUGCCCAUGCCACCACAGAUACACAGACUCAAGCAGAGCAUCAAGAUCGUCAUAGCGACUCCUGGCAGACUCCUGGAGAUACUGAAACAGGAAGCAGUGAAGCUGGACGCAGUGAAGACCGUGGUGGUGGAUGAGGCGGACACCAUGUUGAAGUUGGGCUUCCAGCAGCAGGUUCUGGAGAUCCUGGAGGAGGUUCCUCAGGAGCGGCAGACCCUGCUGACCUCCGCCACUAUCCCCACGGCGACGGAGCAGCUAGCGGAGCGGCUAACGCAGGACGCGGUGCGCAUCAGCAUCGGCGAGAGGAACCAGCCCUGUGCCAACGUACGCCAGAUCGUCGUCUGGGUGGAGGAGCCCUCCAAGAAGAAGAAACUCUUUGAAAUCCUUAAUGAUGGCAAGCUGUACCAGCCCCCGGUGGUGGUGUUUGUGGACUGUAAACUGGGGGCCGAUCUACUGUGUGAGGCCGUGGGGAAGAUCAUGGGCCUGAAGACUGUAGCCAUCCACUCUGACAAGAGCCAGCACGAACGCAACAAGAUCCUCAAGGGACUGCUGGAUGGAGACUAUGAAGUGGUCAUCAGCACUGGAGUACUGGGCAGAGGGCUGGACCUGGUCAACGUCAAAUUGGUGGUCAACUUUGACAUGCCCCCCAACAUGGACGAAUAUGUCCAUCAGGUUGGCCGAGCAGGAAGGCUGGGUCAGAGGGGAACUGCCAUCACCUUCCUCAAUAACGGACACAAACGGCUGUUUUUACACAUCGUAAACCGCGUGAAGCCCACCGGCUCACAGCUACCCCCACAACUCCUGAACUCUCCAUACCUGCACGAACAGCAGCGCAAGGAGAAACUGCAGAGAAGAGAGGAGCCCAUAGUCACUAAGGACAAUCUACUGGAUAUUAUAAGAAAACAUGACCGGAGCUCUAUGAGGAAAUAGACUGUGGAGAGUUGACCUGUGCUAUUUCAUGAUGUUGUACAUUUUUUCUAUGGUUUUGUAUGUAAUAAUUAAAGCUGAUUAAAGCUGAA